GUUCGCGGUAACCGGAAGUGAUAGCAGAGUGACACCUCUGUGUUUCUGUCCUAUCUCUACUACUUACACACGGUUGAGAUUUCACCUGUCCAGAUAUUAACAAUGAGCAGCUCUGAGGAACCUAAAGUGACCACAGCUCCACACAUAGUGAAAGAAGAGCUCAUGGCAGCAGGAAAAUGGGUAAAACUGGAGAAAACAACAUAUGUGGACCCAGCUGGAAACACCAGAACCUGGGAGACUGUGAAAAGGACAACAAGGCAAAGCAACACAGAAGCAGAUGGUGUGGGAAUCAUCGCCCUCCUGAAACGGACGCUCCACAAAGACUGUGUGGUGAUGGUGAAGCAGUUUCGUCCUCCUCUGGGAUGCUGCACUCUGGAGUUUCCUGCAGGGUUGAUUGACGACGGUGAAACUGCAGAGGCUGCAGCACUGAGGGAGCUGAAGGAAGAAACCGGCUACAAAGGGGAGGUAGUAGGAGUCACUCCAGUGACCUGCCUGGACCCCGGGCUGUCCAACUGCACCACCCAGAUUGUCCUGGUCAACAUCAAUGGGGACGAAGCCGAGAACAUUAACCCAACACAACAGCUCGGUGAGAGGACUCGUUCAUACACUCACUCACUACAUUUGCAUGCAUAGAAUCUUCAGGUUUUAUAGUCUCUAAUAUUCCCAUCUUCUCUUGUGUUCUUCCACAGGUGAUGGAGGUGAGUUACGUUUCAUACUUUUUCAUAAAUAUUCUAUUUUCUGUCAGAAAACAGAUCAUGACACAAGCUUCUUAUCUCUCUCUCUCCAGAAUUCGUAGAAGUCAUUCUUUUACCUCUUGAUGAAUUCCAGAUGAAAAUAGAUGAUCUGCUGAAGAAAGAGAAAAUAGUGGUGGACGCUAAAGUUUACAUCUUCGCCAUGGGGAUGGUUCAGGCCUUCUUCAAACCAAGGGAGCUCCCUGUCCUGAAGCAGUAACAUUCAGGACAAGAGUGAGAGGAAGAAAUAGUCUUUUCUGUUACACAGGGCUCCUACACAGGACUGGAAAAUUUGGAAAUGUGCUGAAAAGGAAACUGAGGAUUUCCAAAUGCUAUUAAGACAUUCUCUGAGGAAUUUAAAUAUUUGUGUCUGUGAAAUUUAAUGACCAUCCAUAGAGCAGUAUGGCAGAACACAAAAAUCUUGAAAUCAGAUUCUUGGAUUUAGAAACUGAACCUAUGAAGGAGCCCUGGUUACACUAAAUGUACUGGACCACUUUUUGCUCUCCACCUGGAAACAUACUCUGGUGGCCAACUGUCACAUUAUUUGCACACUUAAAGCAGAAUAUGUUUCAGGCAUUAGUCUUGUAUGUCUUAAGUGACUAGCAGUCAUUUCCAGGUUUUUAUGAGAGUAUAAGUAGUAUAAUGGGAUGCAAUUUAUUGUGAUUUUAUUUAGUGAUUGUUAAACAUUCCUUACAUGUGCUAACUGUUUUGCUGAAUUAAUGGAGGGGGAAAAAAACAACCUAUAAAACCUCAAUGGUAAAUAUGAGGUAGUGGUAUCAGAAUCAAUGAACAGAUAAAUCAGUCAAUCCCACAUCCCUGGUCUGGAAUUUGUCUGAAGGCGUCCUGGUAGCUAAAGGAAUUCACCAACUAGCAUUAGAGAAAGUAAAUGAGCCGUCACACAGUAACACCUGUAGUGUGAUGACAGUAACAUAUUAACAGUGUUAAUAACACAAAGGGUUUUUACUUUUGGCUCCACUGUAAUGUACAACAGAGGUACUGUGCUGAUGAAGGCAGGAAGUGAUUAACAGGAAAUAUUCCAUGCUGUGCCUCCAACCUCAUUAUGGUGCAUUUAACUGGAGACUAAUAUUGUACUUACUGUAGAAACUAGAGAUUACUGACCAAUGAAUAAAUGUGAUACAGCCUUUGCUCUUA
Molecule: messenger RNA, 1883 nt
Organism: Lates calcarifer (barramundi perch)
Lineage: Eukaryota; Metazoa; Chordata; Actinopteri; Centropomidae
Product: ADP-sugar pyrophosphatase
Exons: 8
Coding region: 103-633 (176 amino acids)
Biological process (GO): ribose phosphate metabolic process; nucleoside phosphate metabolic process
Cellular component (GO): nucleus
Molecular function (GO): ADP-ribose diphosphatase activity
Source: RefSeq, a predicted model, not a curated record